This is a messenger RNA of Sorex fumeus (smoky shrew), 4152 nucleotides long. It is a transcript of the gene RHOBTB1, whose product is annotated as Rho related BTB domain containing 1. The transcript has 10 exons. Gene Ontology annotation, molecular function: GTP binding; GTPase activity; protein binding. Bases 88 to 2175 code for a protein of 695 amino acids. NCBI's taxonomy places the organism in Eukaryota, Metazoa, Chordata, Mammalia, Eulipotyphla, Soricidae. Gene Ontology annotation, biological process: small GTPase-mediated signal transduction. The record is from RefSeq and is a predicted model, not a curated record.
GCUGAGCGGCGGGGCCCCCGGCCCCCGGCCCCCGGCCCCCGGAGGCGGAGAGAGCUCGCGUCCCGCUCGGUUCCAGGAGUUUUAUAAAUGGACACUGACAUGGACUAUGAAAGGCCCAACGUUGAAACCAUCAAGUGUGUGGUGGUGGGGGACAACGCUGUGGGGAAGACCCGCUUGAUAUGUGCCAGAGCGUGUAAUACAACCCUCACACAGUAUCAGCUGCUGGCCACCCACGUACCAACUGUGUGGGCGAUUGACCAGUACCGGGUCUGCCAGGAGGUCUUGGAGCGAUCACGGGAUGUCGUUGAUGAAGUGAGUGUUUCUCUAAGGCUUUGGGAUACUUUUGGCGAUCAUCACAAAGACAGGCGUUUUGCAUAUGGCAGGUCCGAUGUUGUGGUCCUUUGUUUUUCGAUCGCUAAUCCCAACUCCCUAAAUCAUGUGAAAACCAUGUGGUAUCAAGAAAUCAAGCACUUUUGUCCUCGCACACCUGUUGUUCUAGUUGGCUGCCAGCUAGAUCUCCGCUAUGCUGAUCUGGAAGCUGUUAAUAGAGCCAGACGCCCUUUAGCAAGGCCCAUAAAGAGAGGGGAUAUUUUGCCCCCAGAAAAAGGCCGAGAGGUUGCAAAGGAACUCGGUAUACCAUACUAUGAAACAAGCGUGUUUGAUCAGUUUGGUAUCAAGGAUGUGUUCGAUAACGCCAUCCGCGCUGCGCUGAUCUCCCGCCGGCACCUGCAGUUCUGGAAAUCCCACCUAAAGAAAGUUCAGAAACCUUUGCUUCAGGCACCGUUCCUACCUCCAAAAGCCCCUCCACCUGUCAUCAAAGUUCCAGAAUGUCCCUUGACAGGGACUAAUGAAGCUGCCUGUUUACUGGACAAUCCUCUGUGUGCCGAUGUCCUGUUCAUCCUUCCGGACCAGGAGCACAUCUUUGCACACCGAAUUUACCUCGCUACCUCUUCUUCCAAAUUUUAUGAUCUUUUUUUAAUGGAAUGUGAAGAAAGCCCAAAUCUGAGCGAAAGAGCUGGUGACAGGAAGAAGCAGAACAAGGAUUUCCAGGGGCAGGCAUUGAAUGAUGACCCUGAGGAGGAAAGAGAGGAAGGUGCCUUGGGCGACCAUCAGUGGAAGUCCUUGAACCAGAACCCGUUCCAGCAGGAGACUCCAGGCCUGGAAACUGAGGGCUUGGUCUUGGAGGCUCAGACAUUGUCAAGCUGGAGUAAGGGGUUCAUGGGCAUGCACAAAGAGAUGCAAAUCAAUCCCAUUUCCAAGAGGGUAGGCCCUGUGACUGUGGUCAAGAUGGACUCAUCUGUCCAACCAGGUCCGUUCCGAACCCUGCUCCAGUUUCUUUAUACAGGACAACUGGAUGAAAAUGAAAAGGAUUUGGGAGGUCUAGCUCAGAUCGCAGAGGUUCUGGAAAUGUUUGAUUUGAGGAUGAUGGUGGAAAACAUAAUGAACAAGGAAGCCUUCAUGAAUCAGGAGAUUACAAAAGCCUUUCAUGUCAGGAAAGCCAAUAGGAUAAAAGAAUGUCUCAGCAAGGGGACAUUCUCAGAUGUGACAUUUAAGCUGGAUGAUGGAGCAAUCCAUGCCCACAAGCCACUGCUGAUCUGUAGCUGCAAAUGGAUGGCUGCCAUGUUUGGGGGGUCAUUUGUGGAAAGCGCCAAUAGUGAGGUCUAUCUCCCGAACAUAAACAAGAUGUCGAUGCAGGCGGUAUUGGAUUAUCUCUAUACCAAGCAGUUGUCACCUAACUUGGACCUGGACCCGCUGGAAUUAAUUGCCUUGGCAAACAGAUUUUGCCUGCCACACUUGGUUGCACUUGCAGAGCAGCAUGCCGUUCAGGAGUUGACUAAGGCCGCCAUGAGUGGCAUGGGCAUUGACGGGGAGGUGCUCUCAUAUUUGGAAUUAGCCCAGUUUCACAAUGCUCAUCAGUUGGCCGCUUGGUGUUUGCACCACAUCUGCACCAACUACAACAGUGUUUGUUCCAAGUUCCGCAAGGAAAUCAAAUCAAAAUCGGCAGACAACCAGGAAUACUUUGAACGACACCGCUGGCCCCCUGUAUGGUAUCUAAAGGAAGAAGACCACUACCAGCGUGUGAAAAGGGAAAGAGAAAAGGAAGAUAUUGCACUAAAUAAACAUCACUCCAGACGAAAGUGGUGCUUCUGGAAUUCGUCUCCAGCAGUCGCCUGAGGAAGAGAAAAAAAUAUAUAUCAGUAAUCUGACACACCACUUUUAAAAAGCACUACUGUAAAAUUAGUCUUAUUAGAGAUAAGAUGUAGUUCAGGUUUCAGGCACUGAUCUUCCUCCACUUUUUGUGCAUUUAUCUUUGUGGAUCAAAGCACAAGCUCACCAUCAAUGAGCCUGGACAAAAAAAAAAAAGGGAAGUUGAUGCUCACUGCAUUCCUUAAACUUAUAUGUAUAUUUUUUGUUAGAAGCUUAAUGGAGUUUAGCCCGUUAUUUCAUUUCUUUUUAUACAAAGACAGAAAAUCCAGCUUUCAUGUUUCAAAUUCCAAAUUGGAAACUAUUUUUAUAUGGUCUUGUAAUUUUGUUGAAAUGAAAAUACUGUGUAUUACUUUAUUUUACAGGCCACAAAUUAACCAUGAAGUUGCCCUGUGAGUCUCUCUGCCCACACAACCACAGAGCAUUAUUACAUAAUUAGAGGGUCAUCUUCUUGUUGUGAAGUAAAGGGUUGGAAUGAAAUUCCCCGAAGUGCAAGUUAGAGAGUCUUUAAUCUUUGUUCUGCUGCAUAACAUUGGUAUAAUUACCAAGUCAGCUCUGAGAAUGUGUAUUUACAAUAUUUGCUGUGUAAGUGGUAGUAAUUAUAUGGUUAUGUGUGCCAUGUAAAAUAUGGUGAUAUCAAAUCUUCUGUUGUUUAAAUGUCUAAAUUCAAGAGGAUAAUCUUUAUAAUCAUUAGAAGGGCUUAUUAAAUCCCAGCACUAUCCAGGGCAAACUCACUGGUGGACCUGAAUACAAAAGAUCGUUGGAGUUUGGAUUGUUCUGCUCGGGUCGUGUCUCUCAGUAUUCCUUGAUCUUGCCAUGCUUCUGCAUGCAGAUUCUCCAGUGACUUGAAUUAAGAUGGACAUUGGAAAGGGUCCCCAGACUCCACCCUCUCCUCUCACCGCCAGAAGCGGGCUUCCUCAGGUCUCUCACCUGUGGCCAACUUUACUUUGUAAGAUGCGUAUUUUUAACUCUUCCCAGGGAAAAAUUCAUGUCGUUGCAGAAGUAGGUUAAAAUAGACCACCCACCUCUGCUGAAAGCACAAAGCUCAAAGCUAGGUUUUCUAAGAUCCCUGCAUCUUCCAAGGCAGACAAUCUUACUCCCAGAAACUAGGAAAUGGUGCUACUGUGAGUUAGUUCUGACCCUCUGUCGUUCUGAGUUUCAGUGUUAAAACAGAAAGUACUGAGCAGGGGAGCUUUCCAGAGGCAGUCAGUCAUAGCUUCUCUGUAAAUAGACGAUUUCAGACAUCAGCAUUUUAAGGCUACAGCUCCAUACCUGCUAUAAAAAAUGUGGUGUAGGGGCUGGGAUCUUUUUUUCCCCUUCUGAAGGUCAACUUACUGUUGAUUUUAUUUUGUUUGUUUUGCUUUGUUUUUUUCUAGAUUUCAGAAGUUUGAAACAGAAACAAUUGAGUCCAAACCCCAAGGUUGACAGUAAUGGGUAUUGAAAGUCUGUCCAGAAUACAGAUGGGCGUUCAUUACUGUCAGUGGAAACAUAGCAGAUAUACAAGAGUUUGGAGGGGCCUAGACAUGCAUCUCCCUCUAAUGACAGUGGGGUCGGAUUAGAUGGUUAUAAAUGCCACUGCUUUAAUUUUUGGUCAAUAGGAUUGUAAAUCUUUAAUGGAAGGACAAAGGAGACAAUGAGAAUAGAUGUCAAGACUCAGGAAGAAUCAGCAUAUAUCCCAUGAGAAAAUGGUAAAGGUUGAGUUUUCAGUGAGUAGUGAAAGAUGAAUUUAUACAACCAAAGCUCCAUUUGCUUUUAAUCUUGCCAAAAUGUAAUGGGCAUAUAAAUGAACCUGGGGUAUAAGCAAUAAUCUUCACUAGUGUUUGUUGUCAGCUACUGAAACCAAGUGGCUGGUUCAUUUGGUUGAUGCUGAUUAUGACCUUUAACUAUGGUGGUUUGUUUUGUUGUUUUUUAUUUCACAAAAAGCCAAUAAAAUUGUUUAGCUAUAAA